CAAAUUGCUGUGCUUGCCCCACUCGACGUUGGCUCAACGCUCUUGCAACGCUCACUACUUGUAAGUUGCGGAUACCUCAAUUAUAGGGAGGUAUUAGCUUAUUUUCCUUGAUUUCCUGCCCCGCUGACCAGGCCGUGGACCCAUCAGCUUUUUACCUUGUACCGUUGCGGAAAUGAUUCUGAACAGACGCUAUCGGUACCCACACUCAACUUGCCGAAGGUCGAAGCGUUGUUCAGCUGCCUCCUCGGUUUCGCUCGCAUUCCCAUCGGCCGCGCAAAAAAACCUCAUUAGUUCUUUUGUUACUAUACAAAACUAGCUAACUGAGCUCAACCACCUUCGAGAGCUCGCUUGGGGUUGAGUGAUACACGUGAAACGGCUCAGGGAUGUCACAACCGAAACAAAAUAAGCCCUCAAAGUGGGGCUUGGUGGGGCUAUAAAUUCAAAUCUCACACCGAACACGGAUCUUCAGGUGCCCGUCUCCCUCUUGAUCCAGGUUGUCCUUGUCUUAUGGUCGCUGGAAGAGUCCAGUCUAUUUCUCAAGACGAAUCUCUUCCUCUUCUCCAUGAUCAUCGACGUGAUGUUGAGCACACGACCCGUCCGUUGACGACGUCGUCGGCGACACCCCUCCCAAAAGCCCAACUUACUACUCUCUGCAUUAUCCGACUCGUCGAUCCUAUCGCUUACUGCCAGAUUUUCCCUUAUAUCAACGAGUUUAUCAGCUACCUCAAUAUCGCAGAUGAGCCUUCGCAAAUCGGUUUCUACAGUGGGCUAGUGGAAUCUAGCUUUGCUAUUGCCCAGCUAUGCUCUAUUUACCAAUGGACAAAGCUUUCAAAUACCGUUGGACGCCGUCCAGUUAUCAUGUUUGGUACUCUGGGUGUCGCAAUUGCGACCGUUUAUUUUGGAAUUUCGCGUUCUUUGACGGAAAUCAUCCUCUCUCGAUGUUUAGCUGGAAUUUUUGCAGGGACCAUUGCCGUUAUUCACUCCGUGUUGGCGGAAAUUACUGAUUCUACGAACCAAAGUUUGGCUUUCCCGAUAUAUGGGCUGUUCUGGCCCUUGGGUUCGAUUCUGGGCCCUUUGAUGGGUGGGUCUCUCUCGAAUCCAGCCGCCAAAUACCCUCAGUACUUCGCAAACACAAUCUUCAGCAUACAUCCUUACCUACUGCCAUGUAUAGUCGCUGGGUCGCUGUCAUUUGGUGCGGUGAUACUCUGUUGGUUUUGCUUGAAAGAGACAUUGCCACCCAAGCGACCGCCCUCUAUACACAAAGUCGACGUAAUGUAUGACGAAGGGAAUGAACAAGUCGAUGAUUAUCGAGAGUCAAUGGGUGCCAAAGACUUAUUGUCCAUUUCUAGGAUCCGUGCUUUGAGCCUUAGUAGCUUUGCUCUCAGUUUCAACGGAACGGCGUUUGAUGUGUUGUUUGUUCUCUUCUGCUAUUCACCCAUUAAGGGCGGCGGCCUAGGAUUUUCGGCAUCCCAGAUUGGUUUCAGCCUUGCGACGGCCGGCACAUCUUCGGCUCUCAUCCAGCUGUUUUUCAUGCCCUCGGUCCUACGGCGAUACAAACUCGUUGAUAUUUACAAUGUUUGUAUCGCCUUUUGGCCCAUCGUUUUCGCUAUCCUCCCAGUUCUCAACCUGAUCGCUCGUUCCGGAUCUAACCAUGGUGAACUAGAUGCCCAGUCGACUUCUUUAUUGUGGUUAGGAAUCAUAACAACUCUGGCUCUCUCUAGGGUUGCGUGCUUGGCUUAUUCGUGCGUUUUUGUUUCUUUUUGUUCCUUUUACUACUUUCAAUCUUGAGGACGAGCUUGAACUGAAGAUGCAUCCAAUUAGUGUCAACAUGAUCCUAGUCAAAGAGGCUGCUCCUAAUGCUAUGGACCUCGCCACUCUUAAUGGUCUCGUUCAAUGCUUUAUGUGUCUGUCCCGUGCCAUCAGCCCUGCCGUAGUUGGCGCCAUCUUUUCAAUAUCAGUAGAAUACAAUCUCCUUGGCGGUUACUUCUGGUCGCUGUUCAUGGUGAUAUGCUGUCUUGUAGGAUGUGUGAUGGGUAAAGGGAUAUCAGUAGGUGCUGACCUGCAAGAGAACCAAAAGCACGAACCCAGCACUCGGAGCAUGUAUGGUGCGUUUGAAUAAACCAUAAGGGUAUUUUAGACCUCUAUAACGGCACUGUACAUAUCGGAGAGGAAUAAAAGGCAAUUUUACG
Molecule: messenger RNA, 2189 nt
Organism: Marasmius oreades (fairy-ring Marasmius)
Lineage: Eukaryota; Fungi; Basidiomycota; Agaricomycetes; Agaricales; Marasmiaceae
Exons: 9
Coding region: 508-1788 (426 amino acids)
Biological process (GO): transmembrane transport
Molecular function (GO): transmembrane transporter activity
Source: RefSeq, a predicted model, not a curated record